Centruroides sculpturatus (bark scorpion) is the source of this 1199-nucleotide messenger RNA. RefSeq lists its product as uncharacterized. NCBI's taxonomy places the organism in Eukaryota, Metazoa, Arthropoda, Arachnida, Scorpiones, Buthidae. The transcript has 2 exons. The coding region runs from base 101 to 1174 and encodes 357 amino acids. The record is from RefSeq and is a predicted model, not a curated record.
UGUUCAAAAUUCUUCUGAAAUAUUUGGAAUUUAUACAGCGUCAAAAUUCAAAAAUUCGAAAACAAUAUAAAUAAUUGUUUUUUAUUUUUCAUCUCACAAUAUGAAAUUAUCAAGAAAUAAUCACGACAUUGAUUAUUCAGAAACAAGAUUUCGGCCAUUCAAAUCCAGUUAUAAGGAAGAAGACGUAAAACAAUGGACAAAUAAAUUUUCACAGAUUUGUAAUAAUGAGAAUCAUUCAAAAAGAUUUCAAGAAAACAAGAGAGAUGCUAAAAAUAGAAAAGAGAUUCAUAAUACUGUAAGAAAAGUUCUUACUGAUAUACUAUUUAAGAAAGAAUUAACAGAAAUAGAGAGUCAAUUAGACAUGGAGAAACAAAACAUGGAAACUAAUAGGAAAAAAUCCCUUUCUUAUUCAAAUAAAUCAAUUAUUAAAGACAAGACAAAUGAGAAUGAAAUCAAUUUUAUAAUUCCCAGUCAUUCGUCAAGUAUUAAAAGCGAUUAUUCAAUUAUUAUUGAUGAGGAGGAAGAUAAAUAUGGAUUUCCGAAGGAAUUUCAAAAAGUCAUACAAGUAGAAAAUGUAAAUUUAGAUGUCGAAGCUAAAAAGAAAAAAGGUCAUCGAAAGGUUUCAAAAAAACCGAAAACAAGACCAUUCUUUACGAGAAAAAAGGCAAGUAAGAAAAAAAAGAUUAGAAAAGAUGAAGCGGUCGUAAAUUUCGGCACCUCUCAUGACGAAACAAAACUGAUGCCAUCUUAUGCUGAAGACAAAAGAAAUUGUGUCUCAAUUACUAUCGAAGAAGAUCCUGUAAAUGUUAAUAUAAAAUCGGUUCAAGUAUCGGUACCAGAAUCUCAUAAACUGAAAGGACCAGUUACAAAAACUAAAUCAAGACAUAUACAGCCAAAAAGAGUGGAAUCAAAUAUAGAAAUAAGUACUUCAGGAGGAAGUGUUGGAAUUGCUGUUAAAAGAGUAGUGAAAAACGAUAAAGUAAAGAAAAAAGCGGAGAAACCUUAUAUAGUAGUUCAGGCUCCAAUAGCUGAAGAAGAUGCAGAUGAGGAUGAAAGGAAUAAUCGAUGUAAAGAUCCAAUCAAUGAUAAUCUAUGUGAUUUAGAACAAGGCAUGAUCGAUACAAUACUUGUUGGUAUAGGAGAAAAGAAAGAUUUUCUGAAACAUUUUUACUGAUUAUUUACAUGUACUGUUUAUCAAA